AUGGCUGAGAGUGUGUUCUUGUUAGUUCAUCAUCGGGGAAAGAUCGAUGAAAACACAAGUGAGGGUGUAAGGUUCAGUAGCAAGAAACAGAUUGGAGUGUUCAUAAAUCCAUCAACGAGUUUAGAUGAUUUACGAAAUAGCAUACUACAAAAGUUAGGUAAGUGCGGUAAGAAGCUUGUGAAGCAAAUGUUCUUCAGGAUCCCUAUCUCACUCAGGCAAGGUUAUGUGAAGUUUGGAAAAUAUGAGAUGCUAGGCGAUGACGACAUUCGCGUUAUAUUUCACAGUCAAUCAAGAUUUUCAGAUUUGGGAGCUAUGGAGUUGUUCGCGAAAAUGGCUGAUGUGGAGGGUAGCUCCGGUGGAUCUGCUCCAAAUCCGCCCACAGUCGGGGUAGAUGGUGCUUCAAGUGCCAUUCCUAUUCGUCACGACGUCACCGCCCACGUUUCAUCUCCGUCAUUUGCAGCCGAUCUGGCAGUUCAUGCCGAAGAUGGGGAUUGCUUGGGUGAUGUACGAACCUUCGGGGAGCUUGCAGCGGAAAUCAGAGAGGGACCGGUAUUGGAUGGUGCAACUACGUUCAUGGAGGUCAGAGAUAGGGAUCCAGUUACUGAGGCCAUUGGUGAUGAUGAUUCAGAUUCGGAACCACCCGUUAGCGGUGAUGAAUCUGACGAUGAGGAUGACACAAGACCAGUUGCGAGAUCGCAAGGCCAAACAAGUUCUCAGACACAACAGUACCAUCCACACUUCUCUACAUUGGAUCUUGAGGCAAUGAAUCAACCAGCAUUUCCAGGUCAACAAAUGUCAAGUAUUCACAGAGACGAGCACGGUAUGCAUGCGGCAGAGGAGUUUGAGGUCGGGCAGCGGUUCCAGAGCAAGGAGGAGGCAGUGUUGAUGGUGAAGAAUUAUAAUAUCCGCCGUGGUGUUCAGUAUAAGGUGUUUAAGUCGGACCAGUUGAAGUAUCACGGGAAGUGCGUCCAGUUUGGGAAUGGGUGUAAUUGGCUGAUACGCGUGACUAUGCGGCAGCGGAAAGGAUACUGGGAAGUCCGGAAGUACAAUGGGCCUCACACAUGUCUUGCAACCGAGCUGUCCACCAACCACAGGCAGCUUGAUUAUCAUGUGAUCUGUGCAUCAAUUCUAUCGCUGGUUAGGGCGGAUGCGGCAAUCUCGGUGAAAGUACUGCAGAAUGUGGUGUCAACGACAUAUGGAUUCAAGCCCAGCUACCAGAAGGUGUGGAUGGCUAAGCAGAAGGCGAUUGCACAGAUUUAUGGUGAUUGGGAGGAAUCUUACAACAUAAUUCCGAGGUGGAUAAUCGGGGUUCAGAUGUACAUGCUGGGCAGUAUUGCAGUAUUGCGCACUUCACCUGUAAGGUCUGGUAAUACGGUUGAUGAGUCGAGGGUGUUUUUUCAUCGAUUGUUUUGGACGUUUUCGCCAUACAUUGAGGCAUUCAAGUAUUGUAAGCCACUGAUAUCCAUUGACGGUACCCAUCUGUAUGGCAAGUACGGCGAAACGUUACUCAUGGCGAUUGCACAAGAUGGAAACUCGAACAUACUCCCAGUGGCAUUUGGACUUGUCGAAGGUGAGAACACUGAGUCAUGGAAGUUCUUCCUUACUCACCUUCGCCAACAUGUGACCCCGCAACCCGGCAUUCUAGUUAUAUCUGACCGCCACAAUGCAAUCAAGGCCACGUUAGUUGCAGAAGACGGUGGGUGGCUCCCACCGGCAGCCUAUCGUGCAUAUUGUGCUAGGCACAUAGCUGCUAAUUUUGCGCUUAACUUUAAAUCCAAGGAUGCACGGAAGAUUCUGGUGAACGCAGCCUACGCAAAGUCUGAAUAG
Messenger RNA from Arachis ipaensis, 1827 nucleotides. RefSeq lists its product as uncharacterized. Lineage: Eukaryota; Viridiplantae; Streptophyta; Magnoliopsida; Fabales; Fabaceae. The record is from RefSeq and is a predicted model, not a curated record.